Messenger RNA from Zootoca vivipara (common lizard), 2451 nucleotides. RefSeq names its product SUMO peptidase family member, NEDD8 specific (gene SENP8). Lineage: Eukaryota; Metazoa; Chordata; Lepidosauria; Squamata; Lacertidae. Gene Ontology annotation, molecular function: deNEDDylase activity; cysteine-type peptidase activity. Gene Ontology annotation, biological process: proteolysis; protein deneddylation. The record is from RefSeq and is a predicted model, not a curated record.
CCUAAAAGGCGAGGGAGGGGGCGCACGGGUGACAACAGCCGGAGUAGCUGCGCCUCCCACUCCCCCCUCACAACCACAGUCUGGGGCUCAUUGGUCCCGUAUGUUAAUGAGCUCCCCUUUCCUUUUCCCACUAGUGCGGAAAGGGAGCAGUGGGGAGGAAGGGGAAGUUGCUUUCCUGUUUGACAGCCCUUGGGUUGCUAAGCUCGCCGUGCUUUACGGCCGCCCGCAGCCACCGCGAGAGCGUCGUGAGGAGAAUGAGGCCGGCGCCAGGAAAAGGCCCCAAACAUCGUGCUUGUUCCUAAUAGGGGAGGUGCUACAGCCCCUAUAUUGUUGUUUAAUCGUGUCCGACUCUUCGUGCCCCCCUGGACCAGAGCACGCCAGGCACUCCUGUCUUCCACUGCCUCUCACAGUUUGGCAUUGGUAUUUCUCUGGCUGCCGUGAGUCUGCCUGGAUAGAAUGGACCCUGUUGUCCUAAGUUACAUGGACAGUUUGCUGAGACAAUCAGAUGUCUUGUUGCUGGAUCCUCCCUGCUGGCUCAACGACCACAUCAUUGGGUUUGCCUUUGAGUACUUUGCCAGCGACCAGUUCCAAGACUUCUCUGAUCAAGUGUGCUUCGUUGGCCCCGAGGUGGCUCAGUUCAUCAAGUGCACGAGCAGCCAAGAGGAGCUGGCCCUAUUUCUUGAGCCUUUGAACCUCCUCCACAAGAAAAUAGUGUUCCUGGCCAUCAACGACAACUCCAGCCAGGCUGCUGGCGGCACACACUGGAGCCUACUAGUUUACUUCCAAGACAAAAACCGCUUUGCUCACUAUGAUUCCCACACCAGGAGCAACUCUGCCCAUGCCAGACGGGUAGCAGGGAAUUUGGAGGUCUUUCUCGGCAAGAAAGGCAAAGUUGCCUUUGUAGAGGAGAAGGCCCCUGCCCAGCAGAAUAGCUAUGACUGUGGGAUGUACGUAAUCUGUAACACAGAAGCUCUGUGUCAGGAAUUUUUCCGGGGACAGCAGCAGCCAGUGCUUCAGCUCCUUACUCCCUCCUACAUAACAGGCAAGAGAGAAGAAUGGAAGGAACUCAUUGCUAAGCUGUCCCAGAAGUGACCUGCCAGUCUCCAAUUAUUGUCGUUCUUGUCUUGCUCUCAGUGCCUGAGAGGAGGGAAGCUUGUACAUAGGGUUUUCCCAACAGAAAGAAUGUAUUUAUGUUUCUGCACUGCCUUUAUUCUGCUGCUGAUCAGAAUAGAGCUGAGUCGUAGGAAAGGUACAUUUCUUCCCUGAAGUGUUGGGCAGUUCUGGCUUUGGCCAUUUAUCCCACCCCCUUCCAAUAUCCCAAAAAAUUCUCACAACACCCAACUUCUUUGUGUGUGGUCAAUUUUCAGUGAUGUCAGUGACAUUGUAUAUUUCUGCCUUUAUUCAAUUGUUUCAGCCAUCUUUCAAAACUCAUGCAGAAACCACCAGAAGUCAGAUAAGAUGUGAUAAUGGUACCAGCCAUCUUGUUUCAAAACUCCCCAAAACAUUGUUCCUGCUUUUCUGAAUAAGGAUUGUUGUAUUAAAUGUUUUGACUACCUUGAGAAAAUUGUACACAUCAGUAUGAUGACAAAGAAUUUCUAUAUUGUAAACCUUGCUGGCAAGAAAUACGGUCGUUUCUGCUGUUGAGUUUCUAGCAGUACUUCCUGCAUCACUUUGAUGUGUUUAGCUGGACUUAGUUCCUAGAACUAAGGAUUUCUGGAUACACUUAUGAAAACAGGAGGGCAGUUUUGUAUAUCUGCAUUUAUUAGGAGCACGGAUUGGCUUUGAUUCCACUACAACAGCAAGUGGACAGCAGCUUGCUUCAUUAAUCUGCUCUAUGCCUUGUGGGGAGUAAGUUGGGAAUCCGAAACUUAGAAAAGCAGCAUACUGGUAACAAAAGGAAGCAAUGGAUUCAUUAGUCCUCUUGAUGUGUCUCCUGCUUGCAGUUACUCUUCACCAGUAACAAUAUGUGGGGUGGUAGGGGAACUAUCCUCAGCUGCAUAUGACACCCUUCUAUUGCUGGGUAACAUUGGAUUGCUUCCUUCUGUGAAACAUGCAGCUUUGCUUAAAAAAAGUAAGUGGAUCUAUCCUGUUGGAUCGCAUACCCUGGUGGGUGGUGGAGCCCAAAUGGCUGUAUCCUUUGUUUUUCCUGCUAGCUUUCUUUUUAAAAAAAUUACCAAGAAAUGAUGCCUUAGCCACACAUCCUAUUUCCUAAUGCUGCACAAGGAAACACAGCAAACAAGUUCUGCAAUUAUUCAAGUGUGUGAUGGCACUGUUGGGGCAGAAAAGCUUUAAUCAUUUUUUCAUUGCACAUGUGUAGAGAGGAGGCCUGAUGACUUUUACUCCGUUUAGGAAAAUCUGCAGCCAAAAAUAAAGAGAAUUGGCACUUCUAAGUGUUGUGUUCAGGUUUAUCAUGGGGGCUUUUGUUCUCUUAGCUCCCUUAAAUAAGCAAGG